Penicillium daleae is the source of this 1818-nucleotide messenger RNA. RefSeq names its product polynucleotide adenylyltransferase. Bases 1 to 1818 code for a protein of 605 amino acids. The record is from RefSeq and is a predicted model, not a curated record. The transcript is spliced from 9 exons. Lineage: Eukaryota; Fungi; Ascomycota; Eurotiomycetes; Eurotiales; Aspergillaceae. Gene Ontology annotation, cellular component: nucleus. Gene Ontology annotation, molecular function: RNA binding; poly(A) RNA polymerase activity.
AUGGCGGCGCCCGGUGGUCGACAGUGGGGUGUAACUCCCCCAAUUUCGACCGCCCUUCCCACACAGGAUGAGUUGGCUGCGAACGACGAUCUCAUUGCUGAGCUCAAGGCGCAGAACAACUUCGAGCCGCCUUCGGACUCCGAGCGGAGAAUCCAAAUGCUCCAAUUACUCCAACGGGUCGCCCUGGAAUUCGUCAAGACUGUUUCUCGGAACAAGGGCCUAACACCCGCGGCCGUGGAAGCUUCCGGAGGCAAGAUCUUUACGUUCGGCGGUUACCGACUUGGUGUUUAUGGUCCUGGAUCCGAUAUCGACACACUGAUAGUAGGCCCGAAGCAUGUCUCCGGCGAGGACUUCUUCGCUGACUUCCCCCUCUCUUACAACAAAUGGCACCUGAAGAAGAUGACUCCUGUUCCCGAUGCUUUUGUCCCUAUUAUCAAAUUGGAGCUUUCUGGUAUUAGCAUUGAUCUGCUCUUUGCUCGUCUGGUUAUUCCCUCUGUGCCUAUGAACCUCGACCUAAAGAACAAUGAUUACCUGCGAGGACUGGAUGAAAAGGAAGUCCGAUCGCUGAACGGAACCCGUGUUGCAGACGAAAUUCUGGAGCUUGUUCCCCAGCAGAAGACCUUCCGCAUUGCCUUGCGCGCAAUCAAGCUGUGGGCCCAGCGGCGAGCCAUCUACGCUAAUAUUGUCGGGUUCCCUGGAGGUAUUGCUUGGGCGAUGCUGGUAGCAAGAGUCUGCCAACUAUACCCAGCCGCCUCUGGGUCGGUCAUUGUGGGCAAGUUCUUCAGGAUUAUGAACAAAUGGGCAUGGCCUCAGCCUGUUCUCUUGAAACAGAUUGAAGAAGGUCCUCUCCAGAUGAAAGUCUGGAAUCCUAAGAUUUACCACGGCGAUAAAUUCCAUCUGAUGCCCAUCAUCACUCCUGCCUAUCCCUCCAUGUGUGCAACUCACAAUAUCUCUAUGUCCACGAAGACUGUGAUUCUCCGAGAACUUCAAAGAGGAGGAGAUGUCGUGGAUAAGAUCUUCACGAAGCAACUUUCCUGGAGUGACCUCUUCACCCGCCAUACCUUCUUCACUCAAGAUUACAAGUACUAUCUUAGUAUCACGGCCUCGAGCAAGACGAAAGAAGAUGAAGCGGUUUGGUCCGGUCUUGUAGAAUCAAAAUUGCGCCAUCUUGUUGGGGCUCUUGACCGCAAGACGAUCAUUGCAGUGGCUCAUCCGUUCCCCAAGGGAUUCGAAAGAACCCAUGUCAUCACGAAUGCUGAAGAGAUGGAGGCGGUAAAGAACGGAUCAACUAAGUACCAGGCUAAGGGUACCACGACGGAGACAACCGACGAGACGAAGGAUCCGGCUCACGAAGCUGCAGCACAAAAUGGAAUGGAGAAUGCAACUGUCGCGUCACCCACAGAGCACCCUGAGCAACCUGACCAAAAGCUCGAGGGCGAGAGUCACACGGUGUACACCACCACCUACUAUAUUGGUUUGGAGUUGAAGGCACUGGAGCCAGGCACUUCGCGUUCUUUGGAUAUCUCCACAGAUUCGAAAAUCUUCAAGUCAACCUGCACAUCCUGGGCGGGCUAUAUUCCUGGGAUUCACGAUCUGGCUGUCACCCAUGUUCGCAGCUUCGACCUGCCCGAUGAUGUUUUCCAACCCGGCGAAGCCCGGCCAUCCCGACCAAAGAAGAAGGUGAUCAAGAGGACUGAAUCAACCGGCCAGAAACGGAGACUCGGGGAGAUGCACGAUUCUUCGCUGGAUGCCUCCCAAGGAGCAGCUAAGCGCCAGGUCACACCCAACACGAUGGCCAACACUGCGACACCUGCUUAG